CUCCACAGGGCUUGUGAAGGGGGAUGGCCAUGGAGCUCUGCCCUGAAGAACAGUACUGGGAUUCUCUGCUGAACAUCUGCCUCUCCUGCAAACCUAUUUGCAGCCAUCAGUUUCCACGCACGUGUGCAGCAUUCUGCAAGUCACUCAGUUGCCGCAAGGAGGAAGACAGGUACUAUGAUCAGCUCCUGAAGGAUUGCAUCAGCUGUGCUUCUGUCUGUGGACGUCACCCCAAGCAGUGCACAUACUUCUGUGAGAACAAGUUUAGGAGCCACGUGAACCUCCCACCAGAGCUCAAGAGACAGCGGUCUGGGGAAGCUGAAACCAGGUCAGAUGACUUGGGAAGGUACCAGGGAACAGAGCACAGAAGCUCAGAGGCAGGCCCAGGGCUGAAGCUGAGCGCCGACCAGUUGGCCCUGGUCUACAGCACGCUGGGGCUCUGCCUGUGUGCAAUCGUCUGCUGCUUCCUCCUGGCUGUGGCCUGCUUCCUCAAGAGGAGAGGGGACCAGUUCUCCUGCCAGCCCUCAGCGGCACCAUGUCGGACCCAGGCCAAGUCCUCCAAGGAUCACUGGAUGGAAGCUGGAAGCGCCGCGGGCUCGCCGCCAGAGCCGGUGGAGACGUGCAGCUUCUGCUUCCCGGAGCGCAGGCAGCCCACCCAGGAGAGCGCGGGCGCGUCCCCAACCCCCGACGCCGCGCCCUCGGGGAGGUGGGGGCGCCUCGGCCGGACCGCGACCGCACAGCCCUGCGCGCGCGCCCCAGAUGGCGGCCUUGAGGUCCUGUGCGCGCCCGCCGAGGAGGGAGGCCCCACCGCGUGACACGGAGGAAGGGUCACCGUCACCUACACACCUGCAGUGAAGCCAUCCAUGCCUGCUGGACAGAGUUCCCGAGAGCCCUUCUUUAGAAAUAAAACCUUCCGCGGCUGCCCACUCCUCCCUAUCCCUGCUUUUGGUCGUGUCUCCCCUGUGAUGCCUCUGGACGUCCCACGUCUCCCGCUGCCUCCCCGGGCUCAGGGCUCCACCGCAAGGCGGCCGCCGGGUUUCCGAGGACCUGCCAGCUGAACGUCCCACCAGGCUCAAGACCCACCCAGCUUGCGGACCUGCGCCUGGUGGGAAGCGGAGGGUACACGGUGGGCGGGGAGUCUGCGGGAGCUUCCGUUUAAGAGCGAAAGCCAGAGUCGGGUGGUCCUCCUGCUGGAGGGCGGGGCUCCCCUGCAUUUCUUUUACAAAAUAGAUUCUCCACCAUGCCUCCUUAGGCUUGACGCAGCAGGGGAAAGCCGUGCGCCCUGUGUGUGCAUGGGUUUGCACGUGUGUGUGAGUGUGAGUGUGGGUGUGUAGUGGGGCAUGAGAUAGACAGGACGGGACAGACUGAGCCCAGAGCCCGCAGCUGGUGU
This is a messenger RNA of Enhydra lutris kenyoni (northern sea otter), 1387 nucleotides long. Its product is annotated as tumor necrosis factor receptor superfamily member 13B-like. The transcript has 5 exons. Bases 24 to 812 code for a protein of 262 amino acids. The record is from RefSeq and is a predicted model, not a curated record. Gene Ontology annotation, cellular component: plasma membrane. NCBI's taxonomy places the organism in Eukaryota, Metazoa, Chordata, Mammalia, Carnivora, Mustelidae.